Molecule: messenger RNA, 1745 nt
Organism: Bombus impatiens (common eastern bumble bee)
Lineage: Eukaryota; Metazoa; Arthropoda; Insecta; Hymenoptera; Apidae
Product: alkylglycerol monooxygenase
Exons: 9
Coding region: 143-1627 (494 amino acids)
Biological process (GO): lipid biosynthetic process
Cellular component (GO): endoplasmic reticulum
Molecular function (GO): iron ion binding; oxidoreductase activity
Source: RefSeq, a predicted model, not a curated record
CAUAGUUUAAUUCGAAUAAGAUGCUAUCUUCAUUGUCGCGCCUUUACCACAUACGGCCGUGAAAUAAACAUCGCGCGUACAUACUCACGUGUCCUCGGUUAGCUCGAACUUACAUAUAUAAACGAUACGUGCAUUCAGUUCGAUGACUAAAACAGAAUCGGAUGGAGUUAUAGCGCUUCGCUGGGUUUGCUUUGUUUCGUUGUUUAAUAGGAAUUAUUUGAACAUCAAAGUGCAACGUACUAUAGCAUCGAACGAAAUGAAUAUUUCCAAGGCUGAUUUGAUCGAUCAGUUAAAACACACAGGGAAACUCUGGUAUCUUGUUAACCCCUAUGAGACAAUUUUCGAAUUCCCACACGAAGUUCCCGAUUAUCAGCAGCAGGUAUGGUUACCAUUUUUGGUCCUUAUCGUAUUUGAGCAUAUUAUACUGGCCUUUAAGAAGAAAAGAUUCCGCUUGAACGAUCAAGUGACUUCCUUGUCUCAAUGGAUAUUGCAAGAAACUAGCCGUACUCUCUUCCGUGGUGCCGAAUAUUACGCGUACAUCGUAAUUUACGAGAGAUGUCGCUGGUGGAAUCUGCCUUGGAACUCGCUAUGGACUUGGUGUAUCACUGCCGUGGGGGUGGAUUUCUGUUACUAUUGGGUUCACCGCAGUAACCACGAGAUACACUUUUUAUGGGCUCAGCAUCAAGUACAUCAUAGCAGCGAAGAAUUCAAUCUCGCGGUUGGUCUGCGGCAAUCCAUCUUGCAACACUGGUGUAAUUUCAUGUUAUAUUUACCUCUUGCAUUAUUUAUACCGCCAUCGCAUUUCAUCGUACAUAAUCAAUUUAAUUUAAUUUAUCAAUUAUGGAUUCACACGACUGUUAUUGAUGAUCUUGGACCGUUCGAGUUAAUAUUCAACACACCAAAACAUCAUCGUGUACAUCAUGGUUGCAACUUAUAUUGCCUGGACAAAAAUUACGGCGGCGUUCUCAUCAUAUGGGAUAAAUUAUUUGGAACAUUCGUGCGAGAAAAGGAAAAGGAAGAGAUAAUUUAUGGCUUAGUUGUUAGUGCUCAAUCUUUUAAUCCCCUGUAUUUACAGACAUUUUACACUGCAGAAUUAUUUAAAAAGAUUACACGGAUGUCAACUUUUAUGGACAAGUUAGGUGUUAUCUGGAAAGGUCCUAGUUGGUUCCCAGGUAUUCCUCGCUUAGGUCUGGAUAAAUAUAAAAUUAAUGUUACAUCUAGGAUUAAAUAUGAUAAUUAUAUACCGCAGUGGCAAAACAUUUACGUAAUUAUACACUUUUGCCUAGUUGUUUAUCAUCAUCUUCAAAUAUACGAGGAAACACAGGAUUUAAGGACCAUAUCAUCAGGAUUUAUCGUUAUUAAUAAUUUGCUUGCUCUUACCACUAUUGGUUUGUUAUUUGAUAAAUCAAAAUAUGCUGGAAUUUUGGAAUUCAUUCGAUGCCUUAUUUAUUUAAGUUUCUCCAAAAUAUAUUGUUCCAUAAAUUUAUAUAUCUAUUAUAUAUAUGUAAUUUCGUUUUGCAUUUGGAUUUUACAUUUUCUCCAUACAGUAAAAUCAAAUUUUAUAACCGUAACAAGAUAUAGGAAUCAAACUAAUGUUACGGAGCAUGAUGAAAAUAUUUACACAUAAAUUCUGUAUUUACACUAUAUACGAUUAUUCUGUCUCAUUGAUAUUUAUGUGAUAAAUAAUACAUUAUUCGAUAUCAUUGUUGUACACAUUUCACAAACAAUAAAUAUAGUGGAAUAUA